GCACGGUGUGGAAGUUCUGGCCGUUUGGGUCGGUGGUUGUUCGGGACGGCUACAUACACUCCUACUACUGCUACUACACCACCACCACCAGCUGAGCCCCAUCAAUCCACCUCGACUCCCCCUGCUUGAACGACGACCUCGCCCAACAAUGUCCGCACCACCCUCAUACCCGCGUCUCCCCCCCAAGCUGAUCCUCACGUCCACCAAGGCCUACUUCUCCCCCUCGCGCACCAUCUCGUACCUGGCCUCGCUUCUGGCCCCGGAGAACAACAUCCUCCCGCAGCUCGAGCGCCACCGCGCCGACGUGCUCUUCGUGCUCAUCCCGGACUUCCUCACGCUCUACCCGUGCGCGCAGACCCUGGGCGCCAAAUUCCCCGCGGCGUCUCCUUCGGCCCAAGAUGUUGUCGACGUGGAUCCGUCGUCGUGGCCCAUCGCCCUCGGGGCGCAGAACGUCUACCCCUCCACCACCUACGGCGCCUUCACGGGCGAGAUCGUCGUGCCCGGGAUCAAGGCGCUGGGCUGCUCCGUCGUCGAGCUCAACCACGCCGAGCGCCGGCGGUACCUGGGCGAGGACGACGGCACGGCCGCGAAGAAGGCCGCCGCCGUGUGCGCCGCGCACAUGGUGCCCCUGGUGUGCAUCGGCGAGCUAGACAGGCCUGACCUGCGCGGACCCCUGAGCCAGUCCGUCGGCGCCGCCAUGGUCCAGCUGCGUCCGCAGAUCCAGAGCGUCUUGGCCGCCGUGCCGCACGACGCCCCCGUCAUCUUCGCCUACGAGCCUGUCUGGGCCAUCGGCGCCGCGGAGCCCGCUGGCGUCGACUACGUCGGCCCCGUCGUCCAGGCUAUCCGAGAGGUCGCCGGGCAAGUCGCGCCGCAGAGGAAGGCUGAGGUCAAGGUCGUCUACGGCGGCAGCGCCGGUCCCGGGCUGUGGAGUGGCAAGGCCAAUGGAGGCAACGGACUGGGGAAAUGGGUCGAUGGGUUGUUUUUGGGGAGGUUUGCCCAUGAGAUCUCGGGUGUAAGAGGAGUCGUGGAAGAAGUUGUUGAAAGUUUGGGAACGAGGUGAAGAAGAGCCAGGCUUGUUAGAGAUUUGUGCCAAAUCAUGGCAGCGUUGGCAAUGAGGACAGCGCCUGAUCGCCAACCCGCAAGCGGAAGAUUCACCUACUUCACCACUCCAAAACAUGCCCUCGUCAAGUCAUGAACUCAUCGACCAACCCAACAGGUACUUAAAUGGACUCAGAUCGCCACGACCAAACAUAUCACAUCAAUCCCAAGACGCCUCCCAAAUGAGUUCACCCGACAAAGAACUUUCGACAAAAGCAGCACUCAACCCUUCAACUCCCCAGGUGUCAUCACAGACACCACGCUUGUUCCCUCGCUAAAUCUCGUCCGGAAGACACGAUUGGCGUUCUGAAACAUGCCAUCCUUCAAACUGACGACGAUAAACUGCGACCCCUGGAACCUUGUCUUGAUGAUCCGACCAAUAUUUUGAGUGUGCGAAAGAUCCAAUGCCGCGUCCACCUCGUCCAGGAUAUACAUCGGAGCGGGCUUGAACUGUAACAAGGCAAGGAUGAGGGACAGAGCAAUGAGCGAUCUAUGACAAUCCAUUAGCACUGUGGCGAUUGGAGAAGGAGAGACUGCAAGCAUGGCAUACCUUUGACCACCCGAAAGCUCCGUGAGACUCUGUUUCCAGACCUUUCCCAAACACACCUUCACCUCCAACCCUUCCUGAAUCCGAUCAAUAUUGUCGUCUAACGGCACCAAUUUCGCAGUGUUGUUCCCUGGCAAAAGGUCCGAAAAGAUGUUGCCAAAGUCCUCGGUGACUUUGCGCCAUGUCUUGAUAAGAGCCUCUUUCUUGUAUUCGUCCAGCGUGCUGAUUGUCUCCUCAAUCUUCUUCUUGUCCCGGAUGACUGUACGGAGCAUGUUCUUCAAAGAUGCCUCUUUCUUCUCGACACUAUCGAUCAUGGGCAUCACCUUGGGAUUGAUCUUUUUCUUCAUCCCCUGGAACCUCUCGGUGACGUUUUUCAGGGUUGCUCGACUCUCGGACAGGUUCUUGCCGUGGAAAUCGUACGGCGUGCCGGGGCGCCCAAAUUGGUCUUUGUUGUCCUCAAUCCAGUCAUGUUCCUUUUCCAGCGCUGCCACCAGUUGUGCGGCUGCUUGAGCGUCCUUCUGAGCUUUCUCGACCGCAUGGCCCAGUUUUUGUGCCUCGAGGGCCUCUUCAGCGAUCUGUUUGGACUUCUUAGAUUUGGCUUGUUCCAAUUCGCGCAGCUCGUCGUCGAACCCCGUCAGUUUUGCUCGUUCGUCGUCCA
Molecule: messenger RNA, 2303 nt
Organism: Cladophialophora immunda
Lineage: Eukaryota; Fungi; Ascomycota; Eurotiomycetes; Chaetothyriales; Herpotrichiellaceae
Exons: 2
Coding region: 149-1060 (303 amino acids)
Biological process (GO): gluconeogenesis; glyceraldehyde-3-phosphate biosynthetic process; glycerol catabolic process
Cellular component (GO): cytosol
Molecular function (GO): triose-phosphate isomerase activity
Source: RefSeq, a predicted model, not a curated record